Rhagoletis zephyria (snowberry fruit fly) is the source of this 1355-nucleotide messenger RNA. RefSeq names its product ran-binding protein 3-like. Lineage: Eukaryota; Metazoa; Arthropoda; Insecta; Diptera; Tephritidae. Gene Ontology annotation, biological process: protein export from nucleus. The record is from RefSeq and is a predicted model, not a curated record.
UCUGCAUACGCUUCGGAAGUUUGACAAUUCAGCACAGUUUAAUUUGCAGAACUCUCGAAGACUUUCAUUUUUAACAAAUUAUAAUAGUUCUGCAAGUAUACAUUGAAAAUGUCCGAAAAUAAUGAUACCUCUAACGAAUCGAACAGCGUUGGAAGCGAUUCAAUCCUACAAUCCUCGCGGUUAACCGGUGGCGGUGUAAAUCCUGUUCUACGUUCAGGGGUAUUGCGCCCCUCAGUGCUCGGUUCAUCAGUUUUGGGAGCAGCAGCAUUAGCCAAUAGCAAUAACAAUUCCCUUGGUAAUGCCAAUGCGUCUUCCAAUUCAACAGCCACAGUCAAUAAUGUGGACGGAGACGAAGAGGAUUCCGUGAGCAGUACAACCAAUCAUAAUCCUUUUAUGCGGGAACAGAAAGACGAUGAUGAGGAGGCAGAAAAUAAUGAAGCAAGUGCUGAUGAAGGUGCUGUUGGUGGCGACGCAGCAAAUGAUAGCGAAACAACAGAUGAUAAAAAAGCGGCAGACGAUGAUGAACCGGAUGAACGCACGGAUCCUUUAACAUUGUUGCGAAAAAAUGGAUUAGAAAGAGCAAAUCUUUUUGCUGCCGCCAAGAACUCGAUACCAUUGGUGGAAAAAUCCGGCUUUGUAUUUGGCCAAAAUGUGCAUGAACGCGUUGUAGGGGAAAAUGUCAACCCAGAGGGAGCAGCGAAAUCGGAAAAUGCAGACGCCGGUUGCUCUACUUCUGCUGAAUUGCUGUUCUCAAGUGUCAUACAAAAUGCGGCUAAAGCCGGUGAGAGUGACAAAGGUGCUGCACCAAAAGAUAAUGAAACAAAGACACUUACUGAUGUGGCGCGUGAGUACGAGGAGAGUCGCGCUCAGAAACGGAAAUAUGAAGAGGUAGAAACGUUCACGGGUGAAGAAAAUGAAAUUAAUAUUGUUGAUGUCAAUUGUAAGUUGUUUGCCUUCGUCAACAGCAACUGGGAGGAACGCGGACGUGGAAGUUUACGUUUGAAUGAUUCAAAAAACGAACAAGAGUGCUCACGUGUUGUUUUUCGAACAGCGGGUAACCUUCGUUUAUUGCUGAACACGAAAGUUUGGGCCGGCAUGGUUGCUCAACGUCCCAGCAACAAAUCACUACGCCUUACUGCCAUGGAUAAUACUGGCAAAAUCAAAAUCUUCUUAGUGAUGGGACGCCCUGCAGAUAUGUCAUUGUUGCAUAAAGAGCUGAUAAAACGAAUCGAACUGCGAAAAGCUUCGCACCCUGAAGAAUGUCGAGCACCAGCUGAAACGAAAAACGGUGUCGAAUCCGGUGCUAAUCACGAGGAAGAGGCAAAAGAAGCAGAAGCUACAGCUGUACCGGAAAA